AUGAAGGUUGGUCUCUCGCUCUGCCUCUUCUUCUUCCUAUCGCUGUUGGGUUGGACACCUUUCGCUGAGUCAAAGAAACUGCCUCUGGGACACUGCUCGGUCUCUGUGAACAUUCAGAAGCUAAGAGAUGGAUUUUCAGGAAUCAAAGCCCUCAUUCAAUAUGAAGAUGGAAGCAUGAACAUCAGGAUUUUAAAGGGAUCCGAAUCUCUUCAAAGCACAGAGCCGGCAGACAGGUGCUGCUUCCUCCGCCACUUACUCAGACUCUACCUGGACAGGGUGUUUAACCACUACAAGACACAAGACUCUGACAUCCUCAGGAAGAUCAGCACCAUUGCCAACACUUUUCUGGGGGUCAAAAGGGACCUCCGGCUUUGCCACGACCACUUGACAUGCCACUGUGGGGAGGAGGCAAGAGAGAAAUUCAGCAGGGUUCUGAAUCAUUUUGAGAAGCUGGAUGCUGAAGCAGCAGCAGUGAAAGCCCUGGGGGAACUGGAUAUUCUUUUGAGCUGGCUGGAGGACAUCGCGUAG
This is a messenger RNA of Tachyglossus aculeatus (Australian echidna), 528 nucleotides long. Its product is annotated as interleukin-20-like. Lineage: Eukaryota; Metazoa; Chordata; Mammalia; Monotremata; Tachyglossidae. The transcript is spliced from 5 exons. The record is from RefSeq and is a predicted model, not a curated record. Bases 1 to 528 code for a protein of 175 amino acids.